AUGGUCCAGGGUACCUUGGAGCCAGACAGUCCCCUCUGGGGCUGGGACUGGGAUGGUGACAAUGACUGGGAUAGUGCUGUGCUGGCCCUCCUGGCGCUGGCUGUGGUGGCUGCCACAGUGCUGGCCUUACACUGGUUUGGCUCCCGGAGCGAACAAGAGGUGGCAGGACCAGUGUCCACAGCCCUCGGGGCUCAACCUCAUCAGGCAGGAAGAGCUGAGCCGGCCCUGCAACCGAAGUCUGAGGUCAGUGAUGGCAGCGAGGGGCAGAGCCCAGGGCAGGGGAAGCAGGAGCCUCCAGGACGCGGCCAGCAGAGCCCUGUCCCUGCUGCAGCUCCGGGCGGGGGCCUGGCCGUCAUGGCCGCGCUUCCACUCAAGACAGCUAGCGAGGAGGCCCGUAGAGGGGUAUUGGGACAGGAGCGGGGCGGCGCCAUCCCCAUGGCCCCCCGAGCUGAAGGAAAGGAGCCUCCCAGGCCAGGCACUGCCCUCCUGGGCAAGAGCGAAGCAGGGGGGAUGUCAGCCCCCCUCCUGAUCCACUUCACCCCUCGGAGCCCUGGAAGCGAAGCGGAGGCGCAGGCGGAGGCAGGUGGUGUCAAGGCGCCCUUUUGCCAGGCCGCGGGCCCUGUGGGGCAAGAGGACACCGGCCCCUGGCAGGCGGGCGCGGGGCCCUCGGGGUCGCUGGGGAGAGGCCGGGGCCGGCGACGGCGGAUGGACGCUAGCUUGGGAGACAGAGUCCGACGCCCCCGGAAACUGGACCAGCUCCGCCUGGGCGCCGCGGGGAGCGUGUGGGACGCGGUGGAUGAGGCCGCUGCCCUGGACGCCUACGCGCGCGGCCUCCCCACAGGAUCCCCGCUCACUCAGGAGCCCGCACCCCGCGCCCGGCAGCCUGGGUCCCAGAAAGAGGGCUCUGGGGCCAAGGCUGGCGGGAGCAGGGAGGCUCCGGGGGUCCCCACCCCCGGGGGAGGCUGGCCCUGGGCCAGGAGCGAGGUCCCUGGCACCCGGAGCUCCCGCCCGGACCCAGGAUCCACGUGCCCCUGGCUGGAGAGUCCGCCUCAAGGGCUCUCACUUUUCUCUCAAGGGCCGGGGGCCACAGGGGCCUACGCUGCGGGCCAGGCCAGGGCUUACGGCUCCCGAGACGACAGUCGGAGCACUGACCUGGGGCCCAUGGCAGCAGUCUGCCGCAACCGCGCCUCCUCCCGGAGCCUUGAGCCCAGCCCGCGCUCUGCCUCCCCGCCUGCGACUCCCGGCCCGGGGGUCCCACCUGAAGCCCUGACUCUCCCGCCUCCCUCUCCUUCAGAUUCUUUGCCCCUGGGGGUUACCCAGGGUCCUUCUGUGGGAGAAAAUCUCAGAGCGGCGCCAGCCCCAAGUUCAGCCUCAGCCCAAGUCUUAACUUCAGCUCCAACCUCAGUCCUAACCCCAGCCCUAGCCUUGUGCCCAACAUCAGCACCACCCCCAGCCCCCACCUCAACCUCAUCCCCCUCCUCAGCCCCAGCCCCAGCUCCAACUUCAGCCCCAGCUACAAUUCCAGCCCUAGCCCCAGCCCUAGCCCCAGCCCCAACUCCAGCCCCAACUCCAACCCCAGCCUCAACUCCAGCCUCAGCCCCACCACUAGUCCCUACCGGUAUCUCAGCCCCAGCCCCAGUUCCAACUUCAGCGCCAACCCCAGCCCCCACCUCAGCCCCAACCCCAGCCACAUCCCCUGCCCCAGCUGGCGGGUCACAGGCUGUAUCUCAGGAGAGUGUGGCUCUCCCCAGGCGCUACGAGGAGGGUCAAGUCUCAGCCAGCUGGGGAAACCUUAUUACCAUGGUGCUUAGAAGCCACCCCUUCCCCAGGCAAGACAGGCCCCAAGGGAGUGUCCCAAGGGUGGUUCCUGGGAGUUCUGUGGAUCCCAGCACUUGCACACACUCUGAGGACAGACAUGGUUCCUCUUCUUCAGUGGGGACGGUGAUGGGGACAGGUAAAGGGGCCCUGGUUGAGGUUGGAGGUCAGCCAUGGCCAAGAAGCUCCGAAACCAAGGGCUCGCCCAGCCCAGACCCUUCCCCAGGCCUAAGAGGAGAGGGAACCAGGGAGAAGAGUCUAGACUUGCUGCCCCAAGCCGCAACACCCAGGGACUCCGUACAGUCCCCUGCGCAGAGGCCGUCUGGCCCUGCUGCCUCCCCCUCCGUGAGACACUCACAGCCGGUGCCCCAGCCACGGAAACGCAGCAGGCGUGAAAUCGCCCGGACCUCAGAGCAGGAAGUCAGGCCAGCCGCUCCAGGGGACCCCCAGGGGGAGGUGCCGGUGGAGGUGGGCAGCCCUGCUGGCUGCAGUGGGGCGCUCACAGAGAAGCAGAAGGAGGCUCGGAAACUCAUGGUGUUUCUGCAGAGGCCCGGGAGUUGGGGGGUGGUGGAAGGGUCCCGGAAGCCCAGAUUACGGGAGCUGGCGCCUACCACGGCAGCAGUCCUGAGGCGGCGGCUGGACCUGGGCAGUUGCCUGGACGUGCUGGCCUUCGCCCAGCAGCACGGGGAGACUGGCCUGGCGCAGGAAACCUACGCGCUAAUGAGCAACAACCUGCUGCGAGUGCUGGGAGACCCGCGGCUCUACCGCCAGCUGAGCGCGGCUGACCGUGAGCGCAUCGUCAGCCUGCGGACCCGCCGUGGCCAGGCGGUGCUGGGCGUCAUUGUGCUGCCCAGCCUCUACCAGGGUGGCCGGUCAGGGCUCCCCAGGGGCCCUUGUGCCGAGGAGCCUCCUGUGGCGGCCCCUGUGACCCUGCCUCCACGUACGCACCUGCACGUGUUCAACCCCCAGGAGAACACCUGGCGGCCCCUGACCCAGGUGCCCGAGGAGGCCCCGCUCCGGGGCUGCGGUCUCUGCACCAUGCACAACUACCUGUUUCUGGCGGGGGGCAUCCGUGGCUCCGGUGCCAAGGCCGUCUGCUCCAACGAGGUCUUCUGCUACAACCCUCUGACCAACAUCUGGAGCCAGGUUCGGCCCAUGCAGCAGGCCCGAGCCCAGCUCAAACUGGUGGCCCUGGAUGGGCUGCUCUACGCCAUCGGGGGCGAGUGCCUGUACAGCAUGGAGUGCUACGAUCCGCGCACAGACGCCUGGACGCCGCGCGCGCCCCUCCCCGCAGGCACCUUCCCUGUGGCCCAUGAGGCUGUGGCCUGCCGUGGGGACAUCUACGUCACCGGGGGUCACCUCUUCUACCGCCUGCUCAGGUACAGCCCCGCGAAGGAUGCCUGGGACGAGUGCCCAUACAGUGCCAGCCACCGGCGUUCCAGCGACAUCGUUGCGCUGGGGGGCUUCCUGUACCGCUUCGACUUGCUGCGGGGCAUUGGCGCUGCCGUGAUGCGCUACAACACGGUGACCGGCUCGUGGAGCAGGGCUGCCUCCUUGCCCCUGCCCACCCCCACCCCCCUGCGCUGCACCACCCUGGGCAACACCAUUUACUGCCUCAACCCCCAGGUCACUGCCACCUUCACGGUCUCUGGGGGAACUGCCCAGUUCCAGGCCAAGGAGCUGCAGCCCUUUCCCUUGGGGAGCACAGGGGUCCUCAGUCCAUUCAUCCUGACUCUGCCGCCUGAGGACAGGCUGCAGACCUCACUCUGAGUGGCAGGCAGAGAACCAGGGCUGCUUCACUGCUCUCCAGGGAGACCCUGUGGGGUGGGUCUGAGAGGCCGGGGCUCAGGGAGGGGGCUGGGAUCAGAACUUCCUGCUCUUGUUUCUGGAUGACUUUCCCCUUCUGCUUUAAAGGUUGUCAAUUAUUUUGAA
Messenger RNA from Saimiri boliviensis boliviensis (Bolivian squirrel monkey), 3747 nucleotides. RefSeq names its product kelch domain containing 7B (gene KLHDC7B). The record is from RefSeq and is a predicted model, not a curated record. Lineage: Eukaryota; Metazoa; Chordata; Mammalia; Primates; Cebidae. Gene Ontology annotation, molecular function: protein binding.